Molecule: messenger RNA, 1029 nt
Organism: Chironomus riparius
Lineage: Eukaryota; Metazoa; Arthropoda; Insecta; Diptera; Chironomidae
Source: the annotation of a GenBank genome assembly
AUAUAAAUUCACCGACGAUAAAAAAAAGUUUUUUUCUUUAUUAUUUUAGUAAAAUUUUUUCUCUCCUUCCUCAAACUUCCUCACAAUUAAGGCACACAUAAAAAUAUGAAAUUUGGAAUUGUGAUAGCUAUUUUGACAGUCAUAUCAUUAGAAUUUAAGGAUGGAUACUGCUUGGAUCGUGAAAUGACAAUUAUUGUGAAUGCAAAAGAGAAGGAAUGCUUUUAUGAGAGCGUUCCUGCCAAUCAUAUCAUUGAUAUGGAGUACCAGGUAAUCGACGGAGGUCAAGGAGAUCUAGACAUAAAUUUUGACGUCACUUCAAACGGCAGAGUCCUCCAUGCUGACUUUAAAAAAUCAGACAACAUUUACCGAAUGGACAAGCCACAUUCAGGUGGUGAAUAUCAGUUCUGUUUUGACAACACAAUCAGUCAUUUCAACUCGAAAACUGUCUUUUUUGAGCUUAUUAUUGAGGAUCCAAAUGCCCAAAAUGAUGAUAAUGACGUCAUUUCUGAAAUGGAAGGUCUUUCACCUGAGGAAUUUUAUGAGAUGAAAGUUCAGGAUAUUCAGGACAUCGUUCAUACAGUAAAGUCUAAAAUCACACGAGCACGACAACUUCAAGACUUGUUGAGAAGUUUUGAGGCUCGAGAUCGAAAUAUUGCGGAAUUAAAUAACGAACGAGUCAGUCUUUUUAGUAUAAUAAUAAUAGUGACAAUGUUGUGUGUUGGCUUCCUUCAAGUCUUCAUGAUCAGGAGCUUAUUUGAGACAGAUCCAAAAGGACGACGAGUGUGGGCGAAAAUCACAAAAAUUGUUCAGAAUUUUAAGUAGCUUUCGUGUGAAAAUAGGAUUUUAUGAGGAAUUUUUGCAAGUAAAAAAUAAUUAAAAUUUUAAGUUUUAAGUUUCUGAUUUGUGUCUCGAGUCUUGCCUGAAAGCUAAGAAAAUAUACCAAAAUAUUUAAGGAUGUCCAUAUCAUCAAUAGCCACUCAGUUGGUCUUGAUUAACUGGGGUUUCUGGACUAUAAUAUAGCAUUAAUUC